Messenger RNA from Exophiala dermatitidis NIH/UT8656, 1395 nucleotides. RefSeq lists its product as uncharacterized. The coding region runs from base 1 to 1395 and encodes 464 amino acids. Gene Ontology annotation, biological process: polysaccharide biosynthetic process. The transcript has a single exon. Gene Ontology annotation, molecular function: acyltransferase activity, transferring groups other than amino-acyl groups. Gene Ontology annotation, cellular component: membrane. The record is from RefSeq and is a predicted model, not a curated record. Lineage: Eukaryota; Fungi; Ascomycota; Eurotiomycetes; Chaetothyriales; Herpotrichiellaceae.
AUGGGCUCGUCCGGCGGUGGCUCAUCACGAACCAGCACAGAUGAUUCGCAAACAGGUCUCUUGAAUGAAAAGCAGGACCACUACCACGACGAAAACACCUGUCAAGGCACCCUUUGGCCGAAAUCCCAGAAGAUCCUCGUCGCAACGCCGUGCCUACCCUUGAGGUUCCUGGCCAGAUCGAUAGUCCAACUAUUCCAACUACUACUACCCAGUUUCUUCCAGCCACGACAUCACAAUGGCCAGCCCAAACCCGACAAUGUCUCCCCGACGGCAUUCCUCGACGGCAUGCGUGGCCUCGCCGCAUUUGUCGUCUUCAUCUGCCAUCUUACAUAUGGAACUUUUGAUAUCGGCCAUGCGUGGGGCGCGAAUCCGGACGCAGACACUUCGGGAUCUAACAGUGUUUACAAAUGCUUUCUCCGUCUCCCUGCUGUUCGCCUUCUCUACUCCGGCCCGCCAAUGGUUGCGAUAUUCUUCGUUAUUUCCGGUUACGCGCUCAGCUACAAGCCCCUUAAGCUGAUGCGCUCACGACAGACCGAGCAGCUGAUGAACACGAUGAGUUCUUCGGUAUUCCGCCGGGCGUUGCGCCUGUUCCUGCCCUGUUUUGCGUCGACCUUCAUCGUGGCAUUCUUGGCGCAACUCAACCUGUACAAACGCACGGAAGAUUUUGCAGGUCAGAUGCGGACCAUCCGCGAGGACCACUGCUACACCCAGCCCAACCCAUGGCUACAGUUCACGGACUGGAUGCAACAAAUGCUGAUAUUUGUGAAUGCGUUUGAUUGGUCCCUGUACGCGGGCUCAAUUGAACUCGACAGGCAUCUAUGGACCAUUCCGGCGGAAUUUCGCUGUAGUAUGGCCCUGUUCCUCACCCAUGUCAUGGUCGCGAGGAUGUCAACCAAGUUGCGGAUUUGGACCUUAUCGGCGCUCAUGGUCUGGGGAGUCUCUUGGGAUCGGUGGGAAUUAUGGCCGUUCUGGGCAGGCAUGAUCAUUGCCGAGAUGGACAUCAUGCGGACUUCGAAAACGACCGACCUCCCUUGCUCAGCUACUCCACCACAACACCCAAAACCAGUUGGAAAGAUCUUCUACUCUUCUGUGUUUCUGCUAUCACUUUUUCUGCUGUCUUAUCCGGACGCCGAUGGUCACGCAACGCCGGGCUACAUUACUCUGACCCAGCUCAUUCCUCCGCAUUUCACGCAAAAGCACCGCUUCUGGCCAACCAUUGGCGCCAUUCUCAUUAUCUGGUCAACAUGCCAUCUGGAACACCUCCGUCGAAAAGUAUUUUGUUGGUCGAUCAUUCAGUAUCUCGGUAAAAUCAGCUUUCCGCUUUAUGUGGUGCAUGGGCCGGUUAUCCAUACUCUAGGCUACUCGGUGAGCGCCCCCUUCCAACCCGAUUCAUAA